Messenger RNA from Cuscuta campestris, 1520 nucleotides. NCBI's taxonomy places the organism in Eukaryota, Viridiplantae, Streptophyta, Magnoliopsida, Solanales, Convolvulaceae. The record is from the annotation of a GenBank genome assembly.
ACAGUUCCAAAAGUCAAAACUGGACAAAAAGAGUGGGAGGGAGGUAGUAAUAAAUAACCUCACAAGGGCCUCUCUCAUCCCUUUUCACAUGCCGCCUGUGGGCAUUUCUUCUUUCGGUAAAAAGAAGAAGAAAUAAAAAGGAAGAAAAGAAUCGUCUACCUGAGUCCGAGUGGGUGAGGGAACUUGAAAGCCUUCCAAGUAUAAUCAGCCGAGAAAAGGGGAAAGCAUUUAAAGGGAACCAAAAAUGCCUCAAAGGUAUCCUCUUAGGAGCUCAUCUCAUCUUAGAGCUUCAAGUUCGGAUUCGGAGUCCCUGCGCAGUCGGCCUUUGACUGAUAGGAGUCCGAAAUUGCGGGGAGACCGUCGAUCUCCAAAGGGAUCUCAAUCUGAUCCAUCGACUCAGAAGAAACUCGGGUCGCGCAUUUCGGACUUGGAAAAUCAACUUGGGCUUGCUCAAGAGGAGCUCAAAUGUCUCAAGGAGCAGUUGGCCUCAACGGCUACUUCAAAGAAAAUGGCUCCGGAGAUACUUGAGAAGAACACAAGGAAACCAGCUGUUGUAAAGCCUGAAGAAGUUCCUGCCGUUGAAAAACAAAACCUGCCUGAAAAAAUGGUUUUAGAUCCUUGCCAGCAAGAAAAUGAUGUUUUUGAGGCUCAAAUGGAGAAAGUGGCAAUGGACCCAAAUGACGAUAUUGGUGGAGAAUACGAAGCGAAAACCAGAACCCCUAGUCCAUCAUUUGAACCACCAUUAACCCCUGAGCAGCAAAAACCAUCACUUGAGAAUGAUGGGGUAAGCUCAUUAAAGGCCAAACUGGAAGAGAAGGAAAAAGAACUCGCGAACUCUCACCUAGAAAAUGAGGGUCUCAAGCAAAAGCUAAACAAAAAGGAAAUUGAGGCAAUAUCAGCAAAAUCAAAGGAAGAGGAAACAGCUCUCCAAUUGAGCCAGGUAAGAGAAGAGCUGGAAACUGCUAAGGACAAUGCAGCCAUGCUGAAUGACAAGCUAGAGGCGAGCGAGAAGGCAAAGGAGAUGUUAGAAACUGAGAUGAAAAAACUGCACAUACAAACCGAGCAAUGGAGGAAAGCAGCAGACGCAGCCGCCACACUCCUUUCAGGCGACAUGGAGACCAAAGGGAGAGGGAUGUCUGAGAGGUACUGCCACAGCGUACUCCAACCGGUGGUUGGCGGAUACGGCAGUUAUGUGGUGUAUCCUGGCUUGUUUGAUGAAUCCGAGGAUGUUUCGGAGAGCGCAAGGAAGAAGGGUUCCGGCAUCAAAAUGUUUGGUGAUCUCUGGAAAAGAAAGAGCCAGAAACAAUGAGGGGUGUGGUUCUUGCUUGCCUGAUGAAUAAUUGAUACCCCACCCCAUAUUAACAUCUUGUUUUUCAAUCCAUGUCUCUGUACUAAGAGGAUUCUACCAAUCCAUUACUUUAGAUGUUUAAUUUUUUGGCCAACAGCCUUCUGGUUGCCCCCAUUCCCGUCCACUUCACUAUGUACUCCCUACUUUAAUUUAAUAAUGACUUCCAAUUAAA